AUUUGCUGGGAAAAUUAAAAUUUGAAACCAACGCAACAACAUUAAGAUUGGAGAGCAAGAAAUGCGAAAAUAUGUCGCAGUACACCAUGCAAGACACAGCCACCAGCCAGAGGCACUGGGUAGAAGAUUUAUUCCCACCUCACUUCAGCCUUAGUCUCUCGGACCUUACAAGAAAACCACAAGAGGCUGAUGAAGGCACACAGGAGGCAUGGAGGCUCGCACAGAGGAAGAAGGCAAAGGAUAUAUAUGAGCAAGUCAAGGCAAGAAUGGAUGCCGAGGCACAAAUCCCCAAGCACAAGAACAUUCAGGUCGGUGAGCCUUUGUCUGAUUUGAAGCAGAGAGUGAGGCUGACGGGUAAGGUGAAGAGGAAUGAAUCUUCACGGAAGGAGAAAGCGUUAAGAAGUCGUGAUGGGGAUGAGGAGAAUAGAACAGAAACUGUUGAAGAUGGUCUUUGGACUGCAGGAGAGAUAGGGAUCCUUAGGAAGGAAUUUCAGAAAGUCAAAGAAGAGAAACAGAUUAUUCACAUUGAAUUAAAAGCUCUGCAGAGACACUACAAAGACCUUGACAAGAAAUACAAACAGCAGGCUGAGCUUCUCAACACCAAAGUCAACGCACUUAAACAGUCACACCAAGAAAAUCAGAGAUUGCAGUUACAAAACCAACAUCUAACCAAGGAUGUGCGGCUACAGAAAAGCAAGCUUGCGAUGGCAGAAGACGACUACAGGGAAGUUGUCGAGCAGCGAAUGAAAAUGAGGAAAGAGGCCAUCGACCUUCGGAAGGCUCUUUCUCAAACCAAGCAGGAUCUAAAGGAAGUGAGGAUCAAGUUAUCCGAAGCGGACACAAGACAUAGGUUGGAGACGAUGGAGAAGGAAGAGACCAUGAGGUCCGAGUAUGAAUCACAGAUUGCUGUUCUGUACCAAGAGCUUGGGGAGUGCAGGGCAGAGCUGGAGAAGGAACAGACAGAACAUAGAAGAUCCCGGAAGGCAUUGGAUCAUCUUAGAAUCCACUUUGCUCAGCAGUCACAGAGAGCGCAACCCAAACAGUCCUCGUCUAGUGAUACAAAAACUCUCAAAGUCUUUCAGCUGUACUGAGAAGACUGAUAUGUCUUGUCACUUGAUUUUUAACUUUAAGCAAUAUACCUUUUGAUGAGCAGUUGUUUUUAUGGCUCUUCCCUUUUUAAAGAUUUUUUACAGUCUGUAGUCCAUUUUGUUUUUCAUGUAGGAUUCUUUAUUUUAAAAUUUGAACAAUCAACAUUUUGCAUUUAAUUCAACAAUAUUCAGAUUCAAAAUGUGCAACUAACCAACAUUACCCUUUAUACAGAAUGGCAAGAGAGCCAACCUUUUUUUUUAUUUCUCUUUAUUUUAGCUUCUUGAAUUAAAAUGUAUGAAAUAAUA
Molecule: messenger RNA, 1394 nt
Organism: Strongylocentrotus purpuratus (purple sea urchin)
Lineage: Eukaryota; Metazoa; Echinodermata; Echinoidea; Camarodonta; Strongylocentrotidae
Product: coiled-coil domain-containing protein 160
Exons: 2
Coding region: 72-1091 (339 amino acids)
Source: RefSeq, a predicted model, not a curated record